Messenger RNA from Colletotrichum phormii, 937 nucleotides. RefSeq lists its product as uncharacterized. Lineage: Eukaryota; Fungi; Ascomycota; Sordariomycetes; Glomerellales; Glomerellaceae. The transcript is spliced from 2 exons. The coding region runs from base 9 to 449 and encodes 146 amino acids. The record is from RefSeq and is a predicted model, not a curated record.
ACACCAUCAUGAAUAUCGCGACCUCAAUCCGCUCUUUAUACUCACGUCUCGCACGAUUCCAGAACAUCAUCGCUGACAUCGUCACAUUGACUACAUUUUUAGCUUACAUGUUGGCUCCUGUUCCUCCGCCUACCACACCUAUCCCACAUCUAGCGACCUUCCAUCAAUGUCAUGUUCCUCCGCAAACACCAUCGCCCAAGGACACUCAAUUACCACAUCAAGAUCUAGGCGACGUGGUAUCGCGCCGUCACAAUCCUGGAAACCAGAAAGCUUCACAUGCCCCCUCGGCCGAGAACACCCGUCACCCCAACUCCCCUCCAAAAACAAACACUUGUGCCGUCCCAUCACGAACACAUGCUCAGCCAGCAGUUCACGACACCUCCAAGCCGAGGAGCGCAGGGAUCUUACCCCAGAUUCCGGCCUUCCUACCCCCUGAACACCCCCGCUGAUCUACCCUUCUUCCCCUCAUGCAAGCCUUGCAAGGUGCCUGCCGAUGUGACUUGCCCAACACGAGAGUAGGUGCGCAAACGCCCGCCAUUGGACUGCGUAAGGACAGUCCGGCUCCAGCAUGGGCAAUUGUGCCUUUAUUUUCUCCCCCGCGUGUGCGCGCCGCGAAUCGGGGCUGGCUGGAUGGCUGAGAGGGCGGCCGGACGUCAUGGUUGGUGCGAGACGGCGGCCUUUUAGCCUUUUUGGACCUGAGCCAAUGGUUCCUCCGAGCUUUUACUUCGUCUAAUGAGGCGGUUGACAUUGGAGGAUGCGAUGGCAGCAGCUCUGUUAUUUUCCUGUGUUUCUAUUACUCAAUUGAUAAAGUCUGAAGACAAAAUCCAUUGAGCUGGAUUGUCAUUCACCUCACCAUGUCCCUGAAUUUUUUGUGAACGUGGAGGUUUUCAUAUACCAUAUGAUUGUAUCUAGUGGACAUCCCUCAUUCAAGUCGGAU